AUGCCACCAAAGCUAGCAGUACUGGGAAGGAUUUGGAGGAUACACAUGAGGUCUCUUGUCACACUAGUGAUAACAGUGAGAAAAAAGUUGCUAAUGAUGGAGCAGUCCAGAAAGACUCAGACAUUUGCAGAGAUUUGAACAUGUCAGCAUUGCAUACAUCUUCAAAUGACACUGCAGUUUCAAUGUCUUCCAGCCAUAGACCUAAUGAGAGUGAUAUCAACAGUGUUAGUGAUAGCCAUGUGGAGAAAGCAUGUCCCACAGAAGGUGCAAAUAAUACAGCUAGGGUUGAAAAUGAAAGUAGAGAUUUAGUUAUAGAUGAAGAUGGGAAGAAUCUCUCAAGCAGACUGGAAACAGCCUUUCAAGAUAAAACAGAGACAACAUUUUUCACUCAUGAAUUGGGGGAGAAAGAAAAUCACAAUUCUGUGAGUAAAGACCAUGAAGAGAAAGAACUUAUCAAUGAGGACAAUAUGUCAAACACUUUAGAAAGGAAAAGGAUAUUAAGCACUCAAAAUCAAAGUGAAAAUUUAGUAACCAAGAAUGAUAAGAAUGAAUUGGGCUUGGAUGAGCAUGAAACAAAUCUGCACAAACAGAUGGAAACUGGCUCUGCAGAGUUGACUAUGGUGAUGUCAAUCCUACAGAAAUGUGGAGAGGAAAAUACAGAUACCUGUAUCAUUGGUCAAAACUCUUCUGAAAUAUCAGCUGUUCAAAAUGAUAAAAUGGCAACAGACCUUGUUAGAGUUUCAGAUCACCCUACAUCGAGUACUUCUUUGAAUGUUGGACUUCAAACAUCCACAGAUACUAACAGUAAUUCUACUUGUAAAACUCUACCUCCUCCUCCUGUUGAUUCUAACCAGGAAUUUAUUGGUGUUAAAGAUGAAGUUGUUCUGCCAGCUGUUGAUAACCAGUUAGACAAAAUUGUAACUCAUGUUGAAGUGGAGUGGGAUAAAAGUAUGGUAAUAAGUGAGAACUCUUCUCUGUCUUUGGGAGAAACAUCACCAGAGAGCACUCAUGAAACUGUCAUUAAACACAUGGUUUUGGCGUUAGACGUGGGAAGUCACUUGCAAAACACAUCGUCUGGAUCUGUUUGUGGCCAUACUAAGCUGGUAAAACAGGAAACAAAUUUCUCUGCUGAGAAAGAAGGAAAUGUUUUGAUGUCAAGGUUUGAUGGAGAUGAGGAAAAGGACAUAGUUCAAUUGGUUAAAUCAUCAAGGGAGAAUUUGGAACCAGGAAAUAAAAAAGAAACUUUGACAGACAAUGUGACUAGUCAGAAAAUCCCAGAGUUAUCAAGCAACCCACAUGUAGAGGAAGUACCAUCAUACAGAGACAUUAAUGCAGAAAACAGGCUUAUUUUAGCACUGAGGCUGUCUUGUAAAUUAUCCCCUGGGAAUCUUGUUAAAGAUCUUGAUACUGCAAGUGUAAUGUCUCUUCAUUUGAUGCGCUCUCUAUCACCAGGAGAAAUUAGUGUUACCAAGUUGUUACAGAAACUUCCUAACUUGUCUGAACUUGACUUGUCGGGAAAUCUGCUUGGACCUCAAGGAUUCCGUGUUGUCUGUUUGGCUCUCUGCGGGAAUAAAACAUUGAUGACCCUCAAUUUGGCAAAUAAUUUGGCAGACACUGACAGUUCUGUAAGUAUUGCACACAACUCAACGUGGUAAAAGUGUAUAGCCAUAGGGAUACACGGAGGGAGGUUGGAUCCUGGUGUCCUGGGCACUGAAAUCAGUGAUUUAUAACCUUAAUCUACAUGGCUGGGGUGCAAACGGGAGCCAUGAGUGCUGCCAGAGUCAUUUCCCAACCCCCAUGUUAAAUAACAGUGCAGCCUAUGGUAUAAACUUGAAAAAACCCUUGGGUAGGCACUUUCUUUUUUCUUGGACAUCCCGGUCCUCACACGUGUGCAUAACGUUUUUCGUGUCUGCUUCACAGAAAUGGUGGCCACUUGGUUCUAGGUUAGAAAAAUAGGAAAUCCGAUGGUGUUAACAUUCAAAUGAAACCUUUUUGGUAGAACUUCUGCAUGGUGCUACUUAUUUCUUAGGAUUUUACAAAAUAAAGUUUGGAAUUUUGGUGCCUUUUCUCCACUUCAGCCCCUAUUAAGAGUUAUGUUAGCAGUUUUUGUAUUUUGUAGUAUGUUAAUACUCAUAGUUAGCCAUAUUACAACUACAGUCAACUCUCUUUAACCCUUCAAACCCUAAGAUCAAAAUUUGAAUGAUCAUUUGUUGUCCCUAUUCAUUUCCUACAGAAGUAGUAGGGAGAAGUUGAUAAAAUAUCAAGAAAGUGCAUCUUGUGUGAUCUGUCUUCUCAUGACCGCUCUGUUUUACAAAGCAUUGAAAUUACAAGGAGAAAUUUGAUGCUCCGGAUCGCUCUUAGGGCUUAAGGGGUUAAAGCGGGCACUGUAGGGACCUCCAGUUGGUGUCCUCAUUAGUGAGAGUCUGUAAUAGUGGGAGUCUAUUUCAGUCAAACGACUAUAAUUUAUUUUUGCCUGGGAUUAAGAGCUGCUGUCCAUAUUAUCAGGGUGUCCGUUAUAGCAGAGUGUCCGCAAAGUAAGAGUUGACUGUAGCUGAGUAUCAAUGUUAAUUUUUAGUCCCUUUUCUGCCAAAAUGGUUUCAAUACAGGAAUGCAUAGGGAUCAUGUUAUCAAGUAACUGUUGCUUAGAGAGUCUGGAUGUUUCUGGAAAUGCUCUUGGAAAUGACUAUUUCUCACGCUGUGUUGGACCAGCACUGAUGAAAAACAAGUCUUUGAAGACUCUGAAGUUUUCCAGUUGUGGCUCAACUGAUGCUUCUGCUAUUCUUGAAGCUCUGUGUGAGGGAAAUGCAAGAAUUGCAGUACUUGAUGCCAGUAAUAAUCACUUUGGAGCUGCAUUUGGUGAUAGUUUGUCAAGAAUCUUGCAGGUUAUUGUAAACAAAUUAUUUUUAAGUCAGUCAUCAUUAAUCUAUGCUUAAACCUUAAUGAUCUCUCAUCCAUGCAGAUCAAAGUGUACUAUUAAAAGAUCUACAGCAACUGUAGCAAAACUUGAGUGCCUAUUCAAAAUAACCCAAUGAUUUGUCUUCAAAACCAUCACAACAGUCUAAACUCUAAAGUUAACCUCGUUGUAUUUUAUGUACCUUAAUCCUUCUAACCUAAAUAUCGUUCAUGUUGUAGUUUAGCAGUUUAUUUAUAUUAAUGUCUGCAGAUUAGUAGAAACUGGUGGCUGUAAGUUGAAUUUUCAAAAUGAAUAUAUGAAUUGUAUUAACCUUUACAGAAGGAGGGGUGCUGUUUACAGCAUCUUGAUGUUCAUGGCACUAAUUUAGGGGAAGAAGGAAUGGCUUCUUUGCUAGCAGGAAUACAACACAAUGGCUCUCUUGUCAGUUUAAAUGUUGCAGGAAACAAGGUAAAUUUGGGUCCUCCAAAAAUGCUCAGAUUAGUGACUAGCCUGUCAUUAAAUUUUCUGUCUCAAAGAGGGAGGGGGGUCUAAUUUAAAUAGGGUGCUUAUUGAUAUUUCAGUAUCAAUCAGGGUUCGUCUGUAUGUUGAAAACUUAAGGUGAAGACACUUUAAUUUCGGGAGUUUGAUUUCAAGGCCUUCAAAGUACUUGAAAUUUUGGCCUAAUAAAGUGUACAUUCAACGGUCUGAUGCCUGUGAUGCCCUUAAAUGGCUCAUUCACACAACAAUGUUUGUGCUCAUCCUAGCAUUUAAGGUCAAUUUGUUUUCUGUCGAUAAAGAUAUCGUGUACAUAAUUAUAGUUGAGUCUUCAUGCCUUUCAUUUUUAAAUUUAAUUUCAGGUUUCUGGUCUUUCGUUUUUAAUGGACUUUUUGUUUAGCUGCAUUUUCCAUUCCAAUCUAGAGGAGCUGGUCCUUAAUGGCACCAAAGUUACUGAUCAGCAUGAUGAGUGGAAACCAUUAGGUCUGUCUAGCUUUGAGUGCUGUUAGCUCAUCUUAGUAGUAAUUUAUCUUUAUAGCGUUGUCUUAAAGUUACGUACACAUAAUCAUUGAUCAAGGAAUGAAAAGCCAUUCCAUUUUUUUGUCUUGCAUAACUGGCAAAGAGACCCCAUUAAGUUAAAUUGUGUAGAAGGGAACAUUAUACAUUUGCGAUGUUUUUAUCGUUUUAUUUUGACGUCUAAUAUAGAUUCCCCUUUGAUGGAAGGUAACUCCAGUGUUACCAAGUUACUUCUGUCUGGCUGUUCGCUGACUAACAAGGCAUUGCAAACUUUAUCAGAGAAGAUUCCAGGAAAGCUCAAACGACUCUGUGACUUGGAUCUCUCCAGCAAUGACCAACUAUCUUCCGAGUGUCUAUCGAGUAUUUGCACCUUGAUAUCUCUCGCAGGUCGGUGUUUCUUAGCAAUCGUUUUUGCUUCUUGAGAUAAAUUAAUUUGAGGGAUCUUUACCGACCAUACAAGCUCUGAAAAGGUCGGGUUAUAAAAAUGGAAGUGUAGACUUCUUAACUACCCGACCAAAAGAUUAACGUAAACGUUGUGGUUCAAUUUUAUCCUUGGUUUAAAUUUUCUUUUCUUUUAGUUUUUGGUAUGGUAAUAUACGAUAAUGAUUCUUAAACAAAAGAAAGUAAAAAUUAAACCAAGAAUAGAACUGAACCACAACAUACACAGCAACUCAGGUCAGCCGUACGUAUCUGCAGGUAUGUACAAUAAACUGUGAUGAAGUUGACCAAAAUUAUGUGUAAUCCCUCUAUCCAACAGUAAUGCCUGCAUGGAUCUGACCCCCCUGCCACACCCCCACCCCCACCCCCACCCCCUGUCAAAAAGCUGUUACCAACUGAAGAUCCUCUUAAUCAAGCAUAAUUUUAAACAAAAAACACACACAUUUUUACAUUAUUUCAAACGGAUAAACUUGUCUUAGCAAAUAAACUGUUGAGGACUUCAAGUUUGACUAACAUGGAAGACGCUUGAUAGAGCUACUUGAAAGGUAAAUUCAUGGGGGAAAUGCUGAAACUCGCCGGGAAAGGAGGACAAUAAAGUCCCCAAAAGCUUUCAAUGUGGUCAGUAACGACACCUAUUUAUUCAUUUAAUGUGCCCGGUAUAUAAUUCUAAUUAUUGAUUUACAGGUCCAAGUCAUUUAUCUACAUUAGACUUUUCAUUGAACAGUGCUGAUGGUAUAGCUGUGGACAUGGAAAAGCUACCAGAACUUAAAAAUUUGAAAACUUUGUUGCUAAAGAAAUGCAGAAUAACCCCGCCGAGUUUGGUGGAUCUUUCUAAGUUCAUCGCCUUGGGAUCUCCAGAUUCUUUGCAAAUAUCGGCCUUGACUUUGGAUGGAAUCAAACUUUCUGGUACUGACUCCUUGAGGAGCAUUCUUGGAUUGUCGGCGGAUACAUUUUUACCUAUAAUUCCCUGCGGCAGUCUUGAGUUGCUGUCUCUUACUGGCUGUGGAUUAAAUGACAGAGAUGUCAAACCAUUGAUGUGUGCUAUCGCCGCCGGAAAUGGAGUGCUCAUUAAAGAAGUAAGACUCUCUGCCAACCGGCUCACAGAUACAGCAGUAGACUACUUGAUAGAUCAGUCACCUGGAACGACUCUUUCUCUUCAAACGCUUGAUCUUUCUAUAAACAAGGUCUGUUCUUCUAAGUUUUUUCCUAUAUACAGGCUAAGGGGGCCGUAGGUUUCACCCUUAAAAACUCGAAAUAAAAUUAGAGUUUGAUCCGUGGUAAGAGUAACUCACAGAUGAUGAUUUUUCUCCCAUGAGGGUUUUCAAGGACGACUCUGGCCCACUGAUACCCACUGUUAAAGUUCAUAUCAAGAGUAAAAGAAGAGAAACUCUCUUUGUGAAAGGAUAUUGAUUGGAGCUGUGCAAGGCAUAACCUUUCUUAUUAAUUAACCUAGUGGGCAAUUUUUAAAAAAAUCUAAAAUCAAAGGUCAAACUUAUUUGUUUGAGUGUAUGUUUGUUUUGCCAAUAAACUGACACGAGAAAGUUCUAUUCUUUCCACUGUGGCAGCCAAGACAGGGACAACAGAAACACUAUUAUGGGAUCUGUCUUUAACGUGAGGUCAGGGAGUCAACCAGAUUCAAAAGCCUUGUUUUUAUGGUGCUGUUUGCAUACCAUCUACCCUGUUACUCGAGAAUAUGAUUGCUUUAUUUUAUUAGAUCCGAAAUGGUGGAGCCGAGAAACUAGCUGGAGCCAUCUCAUCCAACAAACUAAGAAACCUGAACAGUUUAUCACUGGCAGACAACUGUAUCGGAAAAGCUGGAAUUCUAGCUUUGGUUGGCAUUAUUUGUCCAGCUUCACAUCUGAGAAUACUGAAUCUCAGAAGUCAACAGCAGCCUUUAGGGGAAGAGGACAUGGAUGACAUAAUGGAACAAGUUGCCAUGACUUUAGGUACAUGUUUGCACAAGUAAGGCGAAUUAAAUUUGCUCUUUAGCUGACACUGACACAAAUUCAUAUCGGUAAGCUGUGUGGUUAUUCCACUUAGUGGGAGAGUAUCUCCACCAAUACCUUAGAAACGGCGACAGCUAUAUAUUACAUGGAUGUAACAAAAAAGGUUGACACAGGAACCCAGUGAGAAAUAACUACGUUCUUGAAAACCGAGCCUAGUGUGCUUUUUAGAACGAGGGGUGGUCACAAAAACAUGUUUUGCGCGGUCAUACGGCUCAAGCAACAUGUCUAAAAACAACUCAUGUAACACACUACACGAAAAGGUUGGAUUUGAAUGGUGUCAGUAAAGAAUUUUGCCCACAGACUUGAAAGUUACAACAAUUUCAUAGCUUCUGUGACUCAUUUUGGAAAAGAGUGAUAACCUAGGCCGGGUUGUUUAAAGCUGCGUUAAGAUAACUUUAGUGCGAAAUUUGAAUUCAGAUGUGAAAGUUGAAACAGAAAGUUCAACAAAGAAAAUUAUCUGAGAAAAUGCCUUUGAACGCUAGAAGAAAAGAAACCCGGAUUAUAGGUUAAACCUGAGUUAAAUUUUACUGUGACACUCACAAAACCGUGCACACCAGAAAUAUUUGUGGAAUGUUAUGGUGUUGCGAGAAGUAAGCCAAUAAGGCGCGAGAUAACUAAACCGCAAACCGCAAACCGCAACGGUAAUUAAUUUGUGGUUUUGAGGUUUGCUUUCGUAUCCUGAACUUUAUUGUGAUUGGGCAGUACACAAUCAACACUCCUGAAAUUUUUCAGGUGUUCAUGGUUUUCUGAGUUUGACAGUAACUUGCGGUUAAUCUUGUCGUUUUAAUAAGCAGCAUGUUGGGAUUAGGAUAUAUCUGUGUAAUAUAUUCGUGUUUUGGUUGCUCCAGAUCAGUGAAGAAACAGUAAAACAAACACUAGGAUAUAUUUCAACUCUCUCUUGACUUCCGCAUUUUGAAAAUACUUUGUAUAGCAGUGUGAGUUCCCUGAUCUUGGCUUUCGCGUUCCCCCAGCAAUUCCGCUAGUGUAUUCACUGGCACGUUCGGCUCAGGCAACGACUCUUUUUCAAAGUGAGCUAUAGCGGCUGUGACAGUGAGAGAGUUAACGGAGACAGUUAAGACAUAAGAUGUAUUGUGUCCACUAAUUUGCAGGAUUUGAUUUGCAAAACAGUGAAGGAUCCGCACCAGACUGUAGUCAUCUUCCAUCAAACCUGUCAAUCAACCUGACAGGGCUUGGCGGUGAACCUGGUGAACUGGGACCGAAACUGGACAGUCAGGCGAUAUUGACAGAUUACAGCUCAAAGCACCGCAGAACCUUAACACUGCAAGACGCGCUCAAGAUGUCAGCGGUAUUGACCCACCAAAAACUGGACUCUACAGAGAUGAGUCAAAGAGAUUGGAACCUAGUUAUCAGUGCCGACAAAGACGCACCUGCCUGGCUGCAGCUUGCGUCACAGAGAGAAUGCGCAGUUUAUGUCAGUAACCUACCACUGAGUGUAACUGCCGAGAAGCUGGAAGGGUUGUUAGAUAAUGAUGCUGAGUGUAAUGUCAAGGAAGUGUAUCUACUUAAGGUUGGUAUUCACGGCUACGCGUCUGGGGUGGGUUUAGCUUUCGUUUGAUUUAUUUGAAAGUACGUUCGAGGCUUUCCACUGAGUCACUGAGUCUAUAAGUCAGUCACUGUCAGUUAUUCAGACCCCACAGACUUGGUACAUCAAGAUGUCAAAAAAAAAAAAUGCUGAAAUAACCUUUUUAUUGUACAUACCGGCUCCCUCUGAAGAAGGGUUACGAAUUUUGAAAGUUGGCACUUUUCGUCCGUGAAUACUAAACCAUUUUAAGCUGUCAAAUAAUGAGUCAGUCUCAGUCAUGCCAAGCCAGUAGUCGGGUAGGCAGGCUGUUGGUGAGUCCGAUCUUCGGUCAGUCAAGUCAGUCGACCAAUCAGUCGGUCAGACAGAGCAGGUCAGACAAACAGUUAGUCAUUCAAAGUAGUCAGUAAGACGGACAGUAAGUCAGUCAGUCAGUCAGACAGACGUUAUGUUAGUUAGACAGUCAGCAGUUCAGUCAGCCAGGCAGUCGGUCAGUCAUAUAGUCGGGUAGUCAAAUAGCAAAUCAAAUCAAAUAUCUAGUAAGGCAGUUAAGCAAUCUGUCAGUCACUAGUGAAGUCUAUCGUCGUUUCAAUCGGUUAGUCAACCUUCCAGUCAUCCAGCCAAUCAAUUAGCCUAAUAGUCUGAUAUUCAGUGGUCAGUUUUCUGUGUACCCUUCCGUUGCAAUUUUGAUUCAUAUACGGGAACUCACUACAAAUAAUAUGGUAUCUGAAGUUGUUGGCGUAUUUAAUUUGUUCUGUAAUCGCGUUUCUGGCUCUUUAGGAUCAAGUUUUAAGAAAGCCAAAUGGUUUGGCUUGGGUCCUUUUUACGGACAUCACUUCAGUGCAAAGAGCUGUUGAUUACUACAACUCUGGUCAGGCUGUCAUGUACGGAACACCAUUUGUCAUUUCCACCAUAUAUGUUCAUAUUCUAGCCGCUGGCUCUGAAGAAAAUGUAAAGAAUAAAGCAACGUAAGUGAUUUUAAUGGUCAUAUUUUUUCAGGUCCUUCGAUGUAUUAUUAUUAUCAUCAUCAUCAUCAUCAUGAUCAUCAUCAUCAUCAUCAUCAUCAUCAUCAUCAUCAUUAUUCUUAGUAGCAGUAACCAAAGGUUAGGGAGUUGCGGGCGAAGAAGUAGGUUUAGCUUAAACGUGCGAUUGAUGUUGAGAACCGCUUUCAUAAUUGUGUACGUUAAUCGAAGAAAGCCCUUUUAGUUUCAGUGUCAACAAAAGACCUCAAAAGCAAUUACGGCGGAUCAUGAACGUGGGAAAUGUAUUGAACAACACAGUAAACAAGACUCGUAUUGAAUUCAACGAUCUAUUUAGGGUGGCUUAGAUACAAUUAGCCUGCGGACUGUUAUAAGCGAGGAGAGAAGGCUGUAUUCGCAGGCAAAGGUACAAUAAAAAUAGUAGUGCGAGACACAAACAACGAUCAGCGUGGAAUGUAUACAGUCAUGUCUCCGUGAAGGAUUAUUAUUCUAUCGGAUAUUCAAUCCGUGUUCAUGAUCAAUGACCAAAGGUCAUCGAAAUGUUAUAGAAAAUCACGAAGAGACUUACUGACGCUUUCAGAUGACAAGCAAUGUAACAUGCUUAGAAACGUAUAGAAAUUUAUAACAAAAUUCAGAUAUAACGCACACUCUGAUUGGUUGAAAAAACAUGGUUUUUAAGAGUAUAAAACACGGAGCUAAAGCUGUCACUCCAUCUGAAGAUCACACCAUGCCGCGGUGGUUUUCAAGACCAAAGUUUCGCAUUUCAGGGUUAAAAAUACACCGUUUAAAGCCACAAAUUGAAGGGAAAAGUUCAAGUGAAUGCUCAGUUUUCUUCUUGUCGACAAGGAAAGCUUUUGGUUACGAAUCGUCCUGCAAGGAAUUCAGCGAUGUUUUCUUCACGGGAGAGCGUAAAAUGUCCUGUUUUAAAUUCAUUCUAAGGCAGCGAAAUUUUUGAAAACUUUUCAUGUACAUUUUUUAGUCUACGUCUUUAAAAGGGAAUUUAUGUAUGUAUAAAUGUUUCACAAACGUUUUAUGAAUUUUGUCAUCGACACUAAAGAAAAAUAACAAAAUACACCCCGAUUUGAGAUGGACUUUGUGUUAGAUUUCGCUAUGUGCUCAUCCGAUUUUACUUGCUUUUAGAUUAACUUCUUAGCUUUGAAUAAAAAGUUUUAAAAAAUUCAUUCAUGGCAUUAGCUCAAAAUACGAUCGCAAGACUAGAGCAUAACUUAUGCGAAGACGUGGGCGAAUUUUAUAGAAUUUUUACUUACAGGUACAGUUUUUAAACACUCUUCGUUACGAAGCUGAAGCAGUUUGUUUUCGAACUGUCAUGUUAAUGACGUCCUGGUUCUAAUUGGCCGCAAUUCGCCCGUUUUAAAAGCACUUUUUACCUUUAGAAACUGAUUUUUCGACGUAAAAAGCACAUUUCUUCUGCAUUCAUUCACAGAACGUCUCGCUUGUUUCACUUUGUGAAUAGUGAUAGGGUUGAUAUUUUGACUGCCUUUGUCUUAUUCAACCAAUCAAAUCAUUUGCCCAUUCUAAAAUGGAUCGUGAUUGGCUAAUUAAGCGUGUUUUAUGAGAGUGUAGAACGUGCUGAGGACAAUCUGGUUCGCUUUGAAAAUUAAGUUGGUUUUGAAAAUUAGAAAGCGAUGCGUGGGCAAUUUAACGGAUUCUUUAUCAUAAAACAAAUAAGGAAGGCUUGACUGUGCUCUGUUCUGUUGUAAAGAACUAAGGAAGUGGCUAUAGUACUCAUGAAGUAGCCAGAGAAAAGAGGUCGUUUCCCCCUACGCUUCCUGCGUGCUUCACAACAGAACAGAACACAGUCAAGGCUUCUUUAUUUGUUAAAUAAAAACCAUGCACUGUAGCGUAACCUGGAUAAGAUUAAUUGCAAUACUUGUAUCUUACCGAAGACUCGUCCUGCACCAAGUUGAGAUCAAGCUCUACUUUCAUUUACCUUGGUAAAUAGGUUUCCAGCCGGUAAAGUUAAUCGAAAAGCCUUGCAUUUAGUACAUAACGUAUAUACCUGAAUUUAGUACGUGCAUUUUCGAAUCGAACAAAUAUAGUUGCAUUCCUUGCAUUUGCAUUCACUCGAUAACCGUGACAUCAGGUAGACCUUAAACUCAACACCAAGGCCUUCUCGGCCACAUACCAUGCAUAUUAGACUGAUUUAGCAUCGGGACCCAGCCUUCAUUUAGGACGGCGCGCCGGGUCAAAGGCCUUGGUACCAAGUUAAAUUCCCGCGUCCUGAGACUGUGGCGUCGCGUUGCGAACGUGGAAUUGAGUAUUUCGGCGUCUUGUCGAGAACGGCGAGUUCAGCAAUGGUAAAUGCACCGAUAAAGUGAGUGUUAUAAUUAACUUGUGUUAUAGAACAGAUUUUCAGCCCUUUGAAAUGUUAUUUCAUUACCUUUUGACGUUGUGUUUCAACUUUUCGACUUUGCAUUCCAGUUCUUUAAGGAGAAUUGAUUCCAUCUUUUGGCUAUUUGAAGAGGCAGUAUAGAGCCCGGUUUUGCUAAAUCAAAUAAGCCCCCCUCUGAAAUAAGCCUUCACUCUCAAUUAGCCCCUCUCCCCUCAAACGUGCUCUAAAUAAAUAAUCCCCCUUGGUCUUAAUAGAUUAUUUACAGUAGCUUCAAAUAUUUUUUCUUGACAUUUAUUCUCAUCAUUGUUUAUGAUGUUAUGAGUGAAUAAAAGUUUAAAUAUUUGGAAUGGGUACUAUUUGUAUAUUUUCGAAGCUUAAUAAAUAUAUCAAUACCAUUACUAGUAAAGUUGUUGUCUCUAAGUGUUCUAAGUUGCCGAUUGUCUGGACAGAAACUGCUACACUUGAAUGAUUUCCCAAGCAAGGGGUAGGAAAACAACACUGAUUGCAAACAUCUUAAAAGUUAAAUUACGUUAGCCUUAACUUCAAUGCAUGGACACAUUUGUGGCCGUUGUAAACUUCACGCUGCUUAUUCUUGGGUUGAGCCAUCUUGCACAAGGUACCUUCCACGAAGCCGAAUCAAUUUGCUAGUGGUGCUCCACGGGAAUGGAUACUUUGAAAAGGUCGGUUCCAAGAGUUUAAACGGUGUUAGUGUUCCGUCCGGUAAACAAAGGCUAAUACGUUAUUAAAAAUCAGACAUAACUCUGUUGGAUUUCUUCCAAACCUCAGCGCCAUAUGACUGUAUCUGCAAGGAAAAGAAAGCCUUUUUAGCAAAAUGCAAAGACCUUCCAUACCAGAGCAGACCGUCCUCUGCCAGCAAACAAAUCUAUCGGGAAAUUUUAAUGUGCGGAGCAGUACACCAAGGUCAGAUUUGUCAAAUCUUUACUCGAUUUUACAUUACUUUACAUCCCAGCCAUCCAAGACAAAGUUGUCAUACUCCCGAUGCGGAAAUAUUUCUCUUGAAUAGUUUUCUUUAUAAAGAACCGUAAAUUCCACAUCAUCAGUGGUAUCUUCGAAGUAAGAAACCAGUAAAACGUCUCGAUCACUUUGAAGGUCACAGGCUGCAGCCAUGUUUACAAAUAUGCGUCCGCGGAAGUCCGCGUCCGCCUUUUGUAUUUUGCGCUAAAUCCAUUGCCUGCGUCGCAGACGCUCUAAACCUUCUGUAUGGAGCGGACUAUACAAAUGGUUUAGACGAGUGCGUGGGCCGGCUGCAACGUAGGCUAUAAAUCCAGAGUAUCAGGUGACGUCGGGUCCAGUACUCCCGUCCUUGAUAACCGCCAAUCAACGGCGCGUCCUAAUGUUAGUCGUUACGUCCUGGUGCUAAAUCAGUCUUAGUACGCAGAACACGGUCAUCCCAAGAAUGUGGUUUUGAAAAAACCUCCCUAUACCGUCUAUACCAUAUUUUCCCGUGCAUAUAGCUUUCUGGUUCAGUCAACUCCUGUAAAUUUCUUUUUGCAGAAAUCGAGCAUGAACUAGUUUGACCGCACUCAUUUGUUCUAGUUUAGCCUUUGAAAAGAAGAGGUAGUCAAUUGUUCCUAAUUUCAGUUGCUUCAUGUUUUCCUCAUAAUCUUUUUAUGUCAGGAAAGAGAUGGACCAACGAGCAGAAGAUCGUAAGGCGGAUCGAACUGCGAAUGCGGAACUAGUUCAAUCAAAUUACAAAGAAAGUCUAGCACGUCACGAGUAUUCUGCCCAGCAUCCUGCGUACGCAGAUGGUCGUGUUUGGUGA
Molecule: messenger RNA, 13004 nt
Organism: Porites evermanni
Lineage: Eukaryota; Metazoa; Cnidaria; Anthozoa; Scleractinia; Poritidae
Source: the annotation of a GenBank genome assembly